Molecule: messenger RNA, 1516 nt
Organism: Chenopodium quinoa (quinoa)
Lineage: Eukaryota; Viridiplantae; Streptophyta; Magnoliopsida; Caryophyllales; Amaranthaceae
Product: rac-like GTP-binding protein 5
Exons: 8
Coding region: 502-1098 (198 amino acids)
Biological process (GO): actin filament organization; regulation of actin cytoskeleton organization; small GTPase-mediated signal transduction
Cellular component (GO): cell cortex; cell projection; nucleus
Molecular function (GO): GTPase activity; GTP binding; protein kinase binding
Source: RefSeq, a predicted model, not a curated record
CUAUACAUGUCAACCAAUAUACUUUGAUGCUACGUACAACGAUUUUAAUUUCUUGAAAAAUCGAGAUCAUGUCACAUAUGCAUCUAUCCAUAUAUGUCCAAGAAUUAAAGAUCCCAUCCCUCCAAAGUUUUUGAAAACAAAACCAAAUCCUUCAACUUAAAUAGAUAUGAAAUCAAAAAUUCAAAUUCAAAAUCUAGAAAUGGGUUGGUUCAAGUGUGUUAUAUAAUUGGAGUGGGUAGCUUAUUGGUGGGUGAGUUGGGUUGGGUACAAUAUUUGAAGACCUUACAUACAAAAAGCAAAUUAAAGAAGCAAACGUUAUUUAAUUUUUUUUGUUCUUGUUACAAAAUUAAUUUAAUAAAUAAAAAGUUGUGAAUAUCUGUCUUCUUCUUCAAUACUCUCAUAAUCCCUCAAAACUCCAAAUUCCCAAGCAUUUGAAAUUAAUAGCAGCAACAAAAGGAGUUUUACGACGCCGUUGUUGAGUUUUCCGGCGCCGGUAAUAGAAUGAGUGCUUCUAGGUUCAUUAAGUGUGUCACCGUCGGCGACGGAGCCGUCGGAAAAACUUGUAUGCUUAUCUCUUACACCAGUAACACUUUCCCCACUGAUUAUGUACCAACAGUGUUUGACAAUUUCAGCGCCAAUGUGGUAGUGGAUGGGAGCACAGUAAAUCUAGGGUUGUGGGAUACUGCUGGUCAGGAAGAUUACAAUAGACUGAGACCAUUGAGCUAUAGAGGGGCCGAUGUAUUUCUUCUUGCAUUUUCUCUUAUCAGCAAAGCCAGUUAUGAAAACGUUUCGAAGAAAUGGAUUCCUGAAUUGAGGCAUUAUGCUCCUGGUGUGCCAAUUAUUCUUGUUGGAACAAAGCUAGAUCUUCGAGAUGAUAAGCAAUUUUUUCUAGACCAUCCUGGGGCAGUGCCGAUCACAACAGCCCAGGGAGAAGAUCUGAAAAAGCAGAUUGGAGCAGCCGCUUAUAUUGAGUGUAGUGCAAAAACACAGCAGAACAUAAAGGCUGUGUUUGAUGCUGCAAUCAAAGUUGUCCUCCAGCCACCGAAGCAGAAGAAGAGAAAGAAGCGAAAGUCUCAGAAAGGCUGUUCAAUAUUAUAACAAGGAGAUAUUGGCCUAAGAAGUCCACUUACCAUUUCUGUUACAUUUUCCUACUCAUCUAUCAUCAUAUUAGAGUAGUGGGAUGGUCUUUAGAUGCUAAUAGUUUGACUGACAGAACUGAGUGGCUCUCGCUCUUAUUAGCAGUAUCAGGUGGUGGAUUGGUUAAUUUCAAAUUUGUUGUAAUAUGUAUAUCAUUAUUCACAAUGUUUCUAAACCAGAGAGAGAAGAGUUCUCUGUAAAAUUUAUGUGUUUUAUGAGGAUGUAGUAAUAGAAGUGUGUAAACUAAGCUUUAAGAGGCUUAUACAUACAAUAUCGCAUUUGGUUGUAUUAUAUGUUCAAUUGUAACUUGGAAGCAUUUAAGAAAUCUUGGCCCCCUCUGGUUUGGUUGCUUGCGUGCUUAUAUGCAAUUUUACUUGAA